Aspergillus alliaceus is the source of this 834-nucleotide messenger RNA. RefSeq names its product putative short chain dehydrogenase. Lineage: Eukaryota; Fungi; Ascomycota; Eurotiomycetes; Eurotiales; Aspergillaceae. Gene Ontology annotation, molecular function: oxidoreductase activity, acting on the CH-OH group of donors, NAD or NADP as acceptor. The transcript is spliced from 2 exons. The record is from RefSeq and is a predicted model, not a curated record. Bases 1 to 834 code for a protein of 277 amino acids.
AUGGCAGCCAAGGUCGUCAGUGAUUCCAAUUUUUACCUCUUCCAACACCCCUCCAGCCAAUAUUUGAAAAUGGCAUCGUACACGGGCAAGAACGCAGUCAUCAUCGGUGGAAGCCACGGUAUCGGUCUGUCAACCUCUCAGCUUCUGGUCGAUGGGGGUGCAAAGGUCCUCGUCACUGGUCGGAGCCUUGGACCCAUUGAAGCAGCAAAGCAGCAGCUGAAAGAAAAGGCCGAUGUUGUAUCCUGCGACAUCACUUCAACUAUAGCCAUCUCCGCUCUUGUUCAGAAAGUCGAAUCCUACUUCGGCACGGGACAAAAUAUUGACCUGCUCUUUAUCAACGCUGGAUAUGCAGCUUUAGAACCGUUCGAUGUCGUGUCAGAAGACUCUUUCCGUCGAACAUUCGACACCAACGUGUUCGGUGCCUUCUUCGUUGCUCAGAAACUGUCCCCUCUUCUUAGAGAUGGUGGCUCCAUCGUGUUCACUACCUCAGUCGCCAACCGGGUCGGUAUCCCCGGCAUGGCGACGUACUCGGCUUCAAAAGCCGCUGUCCAGUCCUUUGUGCAGACCCUGGCUGCAGAACUAGUUGGUCGGAAGAUCCGGGUUAACGCGGUUUCCCCUGGCUUCGUGAAGACCCCAACCAUGGGCGUUGCCGGUGCUUCGAAUGAUGAUCUGCGGGAAUUUGAGAACCAGGGUGUGCAGACUACUCCUCUGGGUAGGAUCGGCGAGCCAAGUGAGGUCGCGCGCGCCGUCAUCUUCUUAGCGUUUGAGGCGACUUUUACAACAGGCUCGGAAGUGGCCCUUGAUGGUGGAUUGGCGUUGUUGAAGGUGCAUUAG